Messenger RNA from Neolamprologus brichardi, 2127 nucleotides. RefSeq names its product reticulocalbin 1, EF-hand calcium binding domain (gene rcn1). The record is from RefSeq and is a predicted model, not a curated record. Gene Ontology annotation, cellular component: endoplasmic reticulum. Lineage: Eukaryota; Metazoa; Chordata; Actinopteri; Cichliformes; Cichlidae. Gene Ontology annotation, molecular function: calcium ion binding.
CCUGUUUGGUUGCAUCCCUUUCAUUGGGAUAAGGGACAGGAUUGCCUAAAACUGUGAGGAGUGUAGGUGUUCAUAGAGGACCUGUUUGCGGGCGCAGGUUGCGUUUUGAGGGUGUUUGAACAUUGCUGCAACAUUGUUGCGCUCCGCCGCUGAAGACAGGACAAAAAGUCGGCGUUUAGCGGUCCAGCAGUGAAAGGAGCUACACAGCCGCUUGAUCAUUGUGUGUUGUGGUGUUGUAGGCCCGUUUUGGAGAUCGCUGUGCCCUCUGAGAGAAGUCAGCUUGAACCCCGACUGAUGGCCGGCUUCAGCUUCGUGUGCGCUGUGCUCCUCUGCGCCGCUGUGGCGCAGACCAAGCCGACGCUGAGAAAAGAGAGAGUUCAUCAUGAGCCAGAGCUAAGCAGGCAAGCCCACGAAGACAAUAAGAGCUUCCAGUAUGACCAUGAGGCCUUUCUGGGCAAAGAUGAGGCCAAAACAUUUGAUCAGCUCACCCCUGAAGAGAGCAAGGACAGGCUCGGAAAAAUUGUGGACCGAAUAGACAGCGAUGCAGACGGCUACAUCACCACAGCUGAACUCAAGGCUUGGAUAAAGCGCGUACAGAAGCGUUAUGUGUAUGAGAAUGUAGCCAAGGUGUGGACUGAUUAUGACCUGAAUAAGGACAAUAAGAUUUCCUGGGAUGAGUACAAACAAGCCACAUAUGGAUACUACCUCGCCAACCCGGAAGAAUUUGAAGACGCCACGGACCAGUUCAGCUUCAAGAAGAUGCUCCCUCGUGAUGAGAGGAGGUUUAAAGCAGCUGAUCUGAACGGGGACCUGGCAGCAGACAGAGAAGAGUUCACAGCCUUCCUCCACCCUGAGGAGUUCGAACACAUGAAGGAUAUCGUGGUUCUGGAAACCUUGGAGGACAUUGACAGGAACAGUGACGGGCAUGUGGAUGAGGACGAAUAUAUCGCGGACAUGUUUGCACAUGAGGAUGGUGGUCCAGAACCAGAGUGGGUCAAGACUGAGAGGGAACAGUUCUCUGACUUCCGAGACUUGAACAAAGAUGGAAAAAUGGACCAGGAUGAAAUCCGUCACUGGAUCAUGCCACAGGACUAUGAUCAUGCACAGGCGGAGGCCAGACAUCUGGUGUACGAGUCUGAUCAGGACAAGGAUCAGAUGCUGACUAAAGAGGAGAUCCUCGAGAAUUGGAACAUGUUUGUGGGAAGUCAGGCUACUAACUAUGGAGAAGACCUCACCAGGAACCACGACGAGCUCUGAGCUCUCACUGCAGCUUCGUGUGCGUGUGUGCGUGUGUGUGUGUGUGUGUGUGUGUGUGUGCGAGGAGCGCUGGUCUACAAAGACACAAUCACACACAGUGACAGUAAGAGUGGGACAGAUGUCAGUUUGUUAGACUUCAAACCAACAUUGUACCAAAUGAGAGGACGCAUGAGUGUCAAUCCUACCACUAACUCUGUGGGUCUGUUUCAAUCUUCGUAUCGAUGUUGUGCUUCUGACAUUCAGGAGCAAAGCCAGACCCCGUGGACUUCCUUUCCAACAAUGGUGCCUUCCAGCCGAAUCGCCAGAUUCAUUGCCUCAGAGAUUUGUGUAGAUAGUCUGUAACAAAACUUGUCAAAGCUUAGUAUUGUCAGACAUGGGAACAAUUUUUGAUGCUAAUGUGAAACCACAGCUCAGAACGUUUGUUCUGAAUUUAUUUAUUUAUUAAAUUGCUUCUGAACUUUAGGUUUGAGAGGAAUAUAGUGUUCUACUAAAGGUCUUUUCCUUUUCAGAAAAACAGACAACACAAAUUUAGGUUUUUUUCGUUUGUUUGUUUACAGUUUUAUUGUCCUGAUAACUAAAGACUUUUUAUAUCCUUUAAGUAUUUUAAGAAUUGUUGAUUACUGUUGUUUAAUGGCAUGGUUUUUGCACGCAUUUGGUUUUAGUGUAGCCUGUGAAAAAAAUGUUUCUCCACAUUUAGUUUGAAAUGUAUUUAUUGGUAUACGUAAGGCCAACUGUGUGCUCAGUGUUCACAUUUUCACUUUUUGAUGUUUCAUUUUUAACUUUAUCUGUUUACAACUGUCUGAUUUUUAAGGUCAAUUAGGCUAAGGCCUACUGAAUAUGUAAGAUGGAAAUAAAGUUUCCCUUCCUUGA